UUUCCUUUAUUAAACAAAAAAAUUCGCUAUACAUUUCCAUCCAUGAUUUUGUCUCUCUCCUCUCCCUCAAAUUAUACGUACUCCACCUUCUCCACACUUCCCCUUUGUUCUUCCUCCUUCCCGCACACAACCGCGCUCCACAACCCCGGCGUCAUCGCUACACCCUGACGCUGUCGAACCACCGCCUCCAUCCGCGCCACUUGCAAGCUGCCACCCAGCCAGCCGCGCCACCUGCACGCUGUCACUCAGCCAGCCGGUUUCUUCCCUUUGUUCUUCCAUUUUUUUCUUGUUUCACCAUUGUUGCCACUUAGAAGCUUUACUUGUUUUAAUUUUUAUUUUUGGUUUUAAUUAGUUUAAUUAUUAUAUAUGUAGAUGAUAAAAACACAUGAAUUUAUCAAGAAACUAAAUUAGUACUAUUGUGGUUGUUUAAAUUUGAAGUUGCAAGUUUUAAUUUUGAAGUUAAUUUUCAGAUUAUAAAGGUGAUUUUAGGGCUUUUAAUCAUAAAAAUGAAUGUUUCUUUGGGUUUAUGAUAAGUGACUACUAUGUUUAUAUGAUAAUUUAGGAAAAAUUGAAAAUAAUAGUCCCACCCUCGACCUGCUCAAAACGAGCCAAGCUUUGAGUAUUCUGGGAACGAGCCUAUCUUUACCCCCUGUUUUCUCAAAACAAGCUUUUUUUAACCUAUAACCUGUUUAACAGGUUAAUUUUGUUAUUUUUAAAACUUUUUUUAGUUUUUCCUUUAAUCUCUCUUCUCCCUGCCUACCACCACAACACAACCACCUUCUUUGAUAACCACACGCCCAGCCGCCUUCCUUGGCACCCCCACCCUGGAAUCCACCCCGAAAACCCCACCCCUACCGAAAAAAUCCAACUCAGCCACCCCAAAAACCCCACUCCAACCCAAAACAUCACCAGCCACCUCGAAAACCCCACCCCCACUCCAGGAAACCCCACCAGCAACCACAGAUUCCCACCCCGCCACCCCGAAAUCUCCCUAGCCACCUCGAAAAAAGCAGCCCACCCCAUAAACCCCACCAGCCACCACGGAUUUUCACCCCCACACUCUGACCUUCAACAAAGCAGCCCUUGCUUCCCACCAAUAAUAGCAACAACCACCAAUUUCAUGCCCAAACCAGCCACCACGACGCUGCUGCCACCCCUCGUAACUCCCUUGCAAAUCCAUCAUUUUAAUUUGACCUCCAACUACAUCAUUUUAAAAACAUGGUGAAUUGAGUAAAAAGGCAAUACUUUCUGUUAAGACAUCAAUUUCAUAAUGAUGGGCUGCCAGGGAAGGGGAAGGCAACGCGUGGAAGGGGCAGUCGUACAGGCGGGGGCGGCGCUGGGGGCAUGGGGCGGGGACGGGGGCAGGCAGGGCAGUGCUGGGGUGACGGGGAAGAAGGGGGCUAAUUUUUUUUUUUUUUAAAAUUUGUUUUGUUUAUUUUAAUUAUUUUUGUUUUUUGUUUUUUUAUUAUUAAAAAAAGACCAAUUGGAAAGUGACACAUGGCAAGUCAACUUCACAAAUUGGUUACCAAUUUAAAAUACCGUUAAAGGCUUAUUUUGAGAAAAUAGGGCCAAAGGUGGGAUUGUUCCCAAAAUACUCAAAGGUUGGCUCGUUUUGAGAUAACUGUAGCAGGUCAAGCAAAGGAGGAAUCUUUGUAGAAAGCGAGUCCUAGUGAAUAAGCGGCCUUUCAAGUUUUCAGUUCAAGGCCUAGGAGGAAGCUUUGUAGAAAGCGAGUCCUAGUGAAUAAGCGGCCUUUCAAGUUUUCAGUUCCAGGUGGAUUGAGCAAAGACAAAGCUGUUUGUGCUUCUUUGUUUCUCUAAAAGUCUAAAUUGUUGAACCUCCAUCUCCCGCUCUAGAUUUUGAGACAAGAAGCUUUGAAGAUGUCGCUAAUUAGGGUUUUGGGAAAAGCGUCGAGAACUGCGACCACUCUGUGCCAAAACUACUUUAUAUCUCCCUUUCAUCAGCACAACUAUCAUCAUUGUAGUCACUUCCAUUCUCUCCCCAACAAGGAAUAUAAACUGUUAGCUGCUGCUCAACAACGAUUGUUUUCUACGUCUAUUUGUGGAUUAACUAGGAUUCUUGGUGGCCCCUGCAAUAAAAAUGUCCUUGACAAUAUGUGGUUGCAUCAUGGAGUUUCAAAUGGAGUAUUUGGUGCUAUAAGAUUGAUUCACGGCUCAGCUGUUAUGUCAAAAGAUUAUUACGACAUCCUCGGUGUGAGCAAGAACGCAACUCAAUCUGAAAUCAAGAAAGCUUUCUAUGCGUUAGCAAAAAAAUAUCAUCCAGAUAUGAAUAAAGACGACCCCAAUGCUGAUAAAAAGUUUCAGGAGAUCAAUAAGGCCCAUGAGGUUUUGAAAGAUGAGCAAGAACGUGCAGCUUAUGAUCAGAUGGGCCAUGAUGCCUUUGUACAAAGCAAAGAAACUGGUGGUUCUGGUUCAUAUGGGAGCAGUGAUUUCCAUUUUAAGGAUUUUAAUUUCAAUCCUUUCAAUUUUUCUGACAUUUUUACACAAAGAACGGGCCAAGAUGUGAAGUUAUCUUUAGAGUUAUCCUUCAUGGAAGCUGUUCGGGGAUGCUCCAAAACGGUGAAAUAUCAAACAACUUUAAACUGCGAAGCUUGUGGGGGAACAGGUGUUCCUCCUGGAACCAAACCUGAGACAUGUAAACGAUGUAGAGGAAAAGGCAUGAUGUUCAUGGAAAAAGGUCCAAUUGCCUUUCAGACUACUUGUAUCAAUUGUAAUGGAACUGGGAAAACAUAUACGACAUAUUGCAAGUCCUGCAACGGUAAUCGAGUGGUACUGGGAUCAAAGUCUGUUCGACUGGAUAUUAUUCCUGGUGUGGAUGAUAAUGAAACUAUCAAAGUCUCUAGAAGUGGUGGGGCUGAUCCUGAUGGGUACGGGCCAGGUGAUCUUUAUGUUAUCAUUAAGGUCAGAGAAGACCCAGUUUUCCGAAGAGAAGGCUCUAACAUUCAUGUUGAUGCUGUGUUGAGUAUUACCCAGGCAAUUUUGGGUGGGACAAUCGAGGUUCCAACUCUGACCGGAGAUGUUGUUCUUAAGGUUCGUCCUGGGACCCAACCAAGUCAGAAGGUUGUGCUGAAGAAAAAAGGGAUUAAAGCAAGGGGCUCUGCCUCAUUUGGGGAUCAGUUUGUGCACUUCAAUGUCAGCAUCCCAAAGAAUUUGACCCCAAGACAACGGGAACUAAUAGAAGAAUUUUCCAAAGAAGAGCAAGGAGAAUAUGAUAAAUGUGCAUCAGCUGGGACCUCUAGAUAAUUUGGGUUUCCAUAAACAAGUAGCAAAAUCUGAAUUGCAUAAUCUCAGGCAGCUAAAGAAAGAGUAUAGUUUUCUGUUACUCCUGGAUAGUAUCUAAUUUACAUUUUUAUUUUUGCUGGAGGGGUUGGAAAUUGUUUCGAGGUUGCUCUUUUUGGGAGAGUGAUAGGAGAGGGGGUGGCCGAAUUUGAGCUGUAAAGAUUAGCUUAACCUGUUAGUGAGCUGGAAAUUUUUGUAGGAAGUAAAAACUUGAUUAAUUUGACACUGUUUUGUGCAAAUAAGAAAUGGGCUGCAUUGCCAGGUUUGUAUAUAUUCAGUCUUAAUGAAAUACAAAUUUACGAUGUCCCUUUUGGAGUUUA
Chenopodium quinoa (quinoa) is the source of this 3617-nucleotide messenger RNA. RefSeq names its product chaperone protein dnaJ GFA2, mitochondrial-like. Lineage: Eukaryota; Viridiplantae; Streptophyta; Magnoliopsida; Caryophyllales; Amaranthaceae. The coding region runs from base 1879 to 3261 and encodes 460 amino acids. The record is from RefSeq and is a predicted model, not a curated record. Gene Ontology annotation, cellular component: cytoplasm. The transcript is spliced from 19 exons. Gene Ontology annotation, biological process: protein refolding; response to heat. Gene Ontology annotation, molecular function: ATP binding; heat shock protein binding.